Messenger RNA from Aspergillus steynii IBT 23096, 3931 nucleotides. Its product is annotated as ion transporter. Bases 340 to 3693 code for a protein of 1117 amino acids. The transcript has 2 exons. NCBI's taxonomy places the organism in Eukaryota, Fungi, Ascomycota, Eurotiomycetes, Eurotiales, Aspergillaceae. The record is from RefSeq and is a predicted model, not a curated record.
CAAUGGGCCAAUAAACCAAUAACCCUCAACUGAUCGCCCUGCAGCAAAUCUCGUCCGGGUCGCGUCCCCCUCCAUUACUACUGGCGCAUGUGAGCUGCGUGUUUUAUCCCAGCAAGUCCUGCGUCUUCUACGGGCUUUCAUUCCUGUGCUUCCUUUGGUCAGAUUUUUCCCUCGGUCACGCGAAUUUUCUUUGAUCCUCCCUCAAUGGAGCUCUAUCGCUUCCUUAUCUAGCCAGUUACACGACGCGUUUCGCUGCCUCCCCGGAGAUAAUGCCUUGACAUUUUAGAUCCAUUCGAUUGGGAAUCGCAAAAGGAUCGUCGAUAUCGUUGAUUUCCCAUCAUGCUGGCCUCUCUGCUUCGUCCCAAAAAACGUCGAGUCUACGCCGAACGCUCGCCCUUCUCCUCCCCGUACACCCCCCGAGAGUCGCCCUGGCCUUUUCUCCAGCGGAAUCCUGACGACGAAGGAAGAUACAAUGGCGAUGGCGGAAGGAUAUAUGACGAAUCGGAAGAUGCUGGACCUCGCGACGAGGACGAAGAAACUGAGGAAGAGGAAGAUGGUCCUAUCGAAACCACCCCUCUCCUGCCGAUCUUUUCGGCCUCGCACCUAGAUACGCUGCCCGUUUAUGAUGUCACACAUGCCAUUCGAUCGCUGAUUAUCGCUCGCUGCGAAACCACGUUGUCCUGGGAUCAAUUGCGCUCGCCUCAGAUCUCCCAAUUCCUCGUCAAGCCGAUCCAACAAAAGAUUCAAGCCUACCACUUCUCCCGGGCUACGUUGUACGCCCUGAUGACGAACUGCCUGCAGUUCACCAAAGAAAUCCAACUCAAUCCCGGAAACAGUGGCGCCAGCCAGACCAGAGCUAUUGUGAGCGAACUUCUAGCCAUCAAGCUUCUCAGGGAGUAUGACACGCGAGAGUUGAUCGAUGCUUUAUCGUAUGAGUUCUACCCGCUCCAGGGUCUUUCUUCCACCGGGACGGAGAGCUCCCAUCGGGCCCAAGGCUGGCAGGCCUCUCAGGCCAGUAAGCGGCUCGCUGGAGCUGCCCGAAUCUCUUGUCUCGAGAUAGCCAUCCGUGCCCAAGCCAAGCGACUACUAUCCCACCCGCUUGUUGUACAGCAGCUGGAAGCGAUAUGGGCAGGAACAGUGGUCUUCCACUCUGCAGCCGACCAUCUUCAUCGAUCCGCGGCUCAAGCUCGCCCUAAUGGAACCGUAAAUAACAAUACCUUUGCGACCCAAUCGAGCCCCAAGGGGUCGGAGUUACGGCGCUCGGUGACGCUCUAUGACCCAAGGGAUGCUUCUUUGUUCAAGCUGUCCAGAUUGCGGGUACCUCGGUACAGACAGUUCCUGUCAACCUUGUCCUUCGCCGUGUUGCUGGUUUUGUUCCUUGCCGUUUUGCAAGAACGACGCGUGGACAUCACAGCUCUGGAAGUUCUGUUCUGGUUCUGGAGUGCAGGCUUCUUGCUGGAUGAAGUCGUGGGCUUCAACGAACAAGGAUUCAGCCUGUAUUUGAUGAGCUUUUGGAAUCUGUUCGAUCUGGGGAUUCUGUUUCUCUUAUUUUGCUACUACUGCUUACGUCUCUAUGGAGUUUUCCUCCCAUAUACCCGCGCACCUGCAGUCGCAAACCAGGCCUACGACAUCCUGGCGGCAAAUGCUGUGCUUUUAUUCCCUCGACUUUUUUCGAUUUUAGAUCACUACCGUUACUUCUCCCAACUGCUCAUCGCCUUCAGAAUAAUGGCCUCCGACUUGGUGGCUGUAUUCUUCCUGGUCAUCGUUGCAUGCAGUGGCUUUUUCGUUGCUUUCACCUUGUCUUUCGGCAGCGGGGAGGUCCAUUCGCCCGGGUCUGUCGCAUAUGCGUUGUUCCAGAUGCUCAUGGGUUUCACCCCAACGGCUUGGAGUCUCUGGGAGGAAUACAACGUUUUGGGAAAGACUAUACUAACAAUCUUCCUUUUCAUCUGUCAUUUUGUCGUUGUCACCAUUCUCAUUACCGUUCUUACCAAUUCGUUCAUGGGGAUCGUGCAAAAUGCCAACCAGGAACACCAGUUCUUGUUUGCCGUCAAUACGAUCUCCAUGGUCAAAUCGGAUGCUCUUUUCUCCUACGUGGCACCGGCCAAUAUUUUCGCCUGGCUGAUCGCGCCUCUACGUUACUUGAUGCCUUUCCGGGAGUUUGUGCGGAUAAACCGCACCAUCAUCAAGGUCACCCAUCUGCCCAUUCUCUUUACCAUCUGUUUCUACGAGAAGGUCAUUCUUAGCUCCAAAGUCUUUGACUCGACAGAUCUUAUUGAUCCGCACGCCUCCGAAGGCCGUGAGCGCUCUCGACCUUCCCGUCAAGGUCGCUUCAGGGCUUUCAGCUCCCAGGCUGCUCGACUUGUGCGAGAGCCAUCCGUUGCAACUUAUCAGAAAGACCGUGCUUUGGACGAGGUCUUCCGACGGGUAUCGCACGAGGGGACAGCUCGAAACCCUGCCAGGAGAUACAACCAGAGGACAAGCACCAAUCUUGUCAAUACCUGGAUGCAAGACAUGGGUUCUGAGCCGGUCAAUCCGCCCGACGAGCAAGAUUCCGACGAAGUGAGCAGACUGGAAAGAAUGCCUCGGAGAUUUCAGCAUCCAUUCAAGAGGAGACUCACCCGGAGUUUGCGCAACUUUACGGAGUCCAACCGAUCGGCUAUAUCAAACCCCGAAGAGCAGGCCGGACGCGUGGUGUCUUCUCCUGCUACACCUCGCCAUACUCGGGAAUUUUUGACCCCCAACAGGAAGAGGCAACUCUCGCGGCAUACUGGCAUGGAAGGUGAUGACGAACUCACCAGCGACGACAACGGCUGGGUUGAUGAGCAGCAAUCCAAUGAUGAUCGUACAAUAUCUCAGGACAAUGAUUCUCAAACCGAGGGUGUAAGCCCCGGAAAAACAACGCCGAAGUUCUACAGCUCUCGACCGUCCACGGCCCGCAUGAAGUCAUGGAAAACGAGCCCAAAUCGACGCGCCAGACAUCAUACCCGGAAUUACUCGGUCGCCACUAUCCUGUACAACCCCGUGAGCAACGACGGAGAGGCCAGUGUCUCGUCUAUCCCCAUCAGACCCAGGGCUAAGACCCCGGAGGGCGAAGUCGCAGCCGUUUCAAAUUCCGUUGACCGAUGGACCCCCAGACGGCACAGCAUGGACACUGGUCGGAGUCGAAUCGCCACCAUGGCCCGGUCUAACCCCAUGUCUGUUCCAGACUUUGGCAGUGUCUUGGUUCCCAACGCCGAGCGGAGACAGCGUCAUCGCCCGUCUAUCUUGGAUGGGUUGGGAUCGGAUUUGGGAGACAACAAGGCGAUUGCGAAUGGUUUCGUUGGAGGGGUGCCUUCCAGCUUGACGACCCAGAUGGUCUACGCAACCGGUGGCAUCCGCCGCGCAGAGAGUUCCAACAGCAGUCAGGACUUGCUCAGCAAGCUCGUGCUCGCUCGCAUGAACAACAUCGAAGAGGGAUUCCGAGAAGUCAUCAAGGAAGUCAAGGACAUGCGACGUGAAGGGACCAGCCGAAGUCAAAGUCGUCCUGAUGAGCUGCGGGUAAACCAACGAGAGAAAAAGAGGCGAGGGGAUAAGAAGGACGCAAAGAAGAAGACCAAUGGUUCUCGGGGCAGCAAUGUCAGCAACGAUGAAAAGUCAGAGGUGCCAUCUGGAGACUCACAGCAGCGUGAUACACAGUUUGGCCUGGAGGAGUAGGUAUCGAAUUUCCCUAAUUUUGCGUGUAUGGUGCAGCUGUCUGAUUAUGUAUACUGAUUUUGUCUUCUAAUUGUUUUCAUGGCGAUUUUUCUAUGUUGUUUGCACAUAAAACAUUUGGGUGGCUGUUUCAUCGAUACAGUUCGCUAUUGAUACCCUUGAUGUUUGUUUAAGCAGGUUGUUUUCGCCAGAGUCUAGAUUUCUUGGUCAAUUAAUUAGUACAUAUUUAUUUCCAUAAUGA